UUUUCAGACUAUUUAUAAUAUGGAUACUUCAUACCAAAGUAAACUUUAGCAAUUUAUUGGAAUUGUAACAAUAAACAUUUGAAAUAAAUUAGUUGUUAAUUGUAACAUAUACCGAUUUAUUUACAGAUAAUGUCAUAGGUGUAUUUAAAGACUCAAGGAAAAUGAUGGAAGACAGCCAAUCAUGUUGGUAGCAAGUGAGAAGAGAUAUGAAUCAGCCGAAACAAUUUCUUACAGGACAAUAUAUUUCAGUUUUAAAUCUUAAUGACUUUAACAAAUGGCAUUCUGAAAAGCGUGAUAAUUGUUACAAUAUUUUACAGCAAACUACGUGCGAACGUAGUCACAAUCUUCGUUAAAAACGAACGGAACUGGGGAAUAGACAGAAUAAUUUAUGGAUUAAAAGGGCGAGGGCAUAAUAAUAAAAGCUCCAGCAAUGGCAGUUCAAGAUUCCAAAUAUACGAAUAAAUGUGGGCCAUGCCUGUUUGAUGGUGAAUUCGUGGAUCCAAAUAAUUUCUGCGUGGAAUGUCUGGAGUAUUUGUGACAGUUGUAUACGUGAUCACAGAAAAAAUAAGUCAUCACGUGAUCAUACAAUACUUCAGAAGGGUGAUUUUCCCAAGGAUGUUAAAUUAUUUGAAGAAAUGAAGAAAUUGACUCAAUGUCCGAAACACCCUUACAUUGACCUCGACCAAUACUGCCCAACGCAUGAUGUUUCAAUUUGUCCGUUCUGUUUGAAAAGCGAUCAUAGGCUUUGUGAAAAUCUCACAGAUAUCAUAAGUUUAUUUCAGGGAGGAUGCCCUAGUGAAAACUGCAGUGAACUUAUAAAAGUGUUCUUUAAUCGGUGUAAUUUACUACAAACUGAAACAAUGAAAAUUGCAAACGAUGUACAUACUAAUAAUUUUGAAGUGGCACAAGACAUCCAACUGUACAUUUUGACUUUGAACGAUGCCAUUGAACAAUUAGAGAGGAGGUUGUCUGAAAAACACGAAUGUUUAAUAUCGCCUGUUAACGAAGCUAUUAAAUGCGCGGAACAAAUGGUUUUAUCUGUUGAAAAGAAAGCUAUAUAUUAUGAUAGUUUGUUCGAGAUAACGACCAAGUAUGGUACGCUGAAACAUAAUAUAGUUUUGCAAUUCAUGACGUGUUCGUUACUGAAAGCAUUGGGAGAGCAUGACUAAUUUAAAACUAAGGCAGAUACAAAAAUAUCAUUUAUCAAGCCAGUUACUACUAGUAGAAUAAUUGAAAUGUUACCACAAUGUGACGUCGUGAUAAAAUGUAAUGACAGACAAGCCCAAGAACUAUCAAGUGAUGAGCAUACAGACCCUGAACCUAAAGCACGAGACGCAACUACACAGGUUGAUGAAAUUGAUUUCGUGACGAGAAGUUGUUUAAAUCAGAAUUUACACGAAAUGCAUAUCAGGUUUGACAAUAUAAAACUCAUGCCGUGUGGAGAAUACGCGAUUAUUUCCUUAGAUGUUUUAGCGGACGGUAGAAUACUCGUAUUAUCUGAAUGUGCGAUGGGACUUUACUCAAUUAAACUGACCUUGAUAUCAACAUUCGACAUUAAGCACAGAGUCAAUGACAUGUGUAUCGUCAAAGAAAACAAAGAUGGUUACUUAAAUGUUGCUGUUUGCUUUCACAAACUAAACAAAUUACAAAUUGUAGAACAUUUUAACGAAUUUCGCGAAUUAUCUUAUAUAACUUGUGAGGGCGAUGUCAUCAGUAUAAGUAUGUGUGUUUACCAUUUGGCAGUGCUUCUGUCGCACUAUGAAGUCCAGCUGCUUGAUAUUGCAACGGGCCAUGUCUGUUAUGCAUACAAGGAAUUCAGGUGGACAAUCAACGGAUCAAUUGUUCGUUUAUGCUCACCCAUCAGAAUUCAUAUAUGCAGCUCAAAAAAUCUAUUAAUUGUAGUUGAUGAAAAUACAAUUUACUCUUUUAACAUUAAAGAUGGAAAAUGUAAAGAAGACACGUUAUAUUUAGUCGGUUCAUGUCAUUGGGGUUAUUCGCAAUUCUCUUGCACCAAACCUGAAUUUAAGGAUGCAAACGAUGUGAAAUGUGAUUCAAACGGAAAUAUAUAUGUUGCAACCAGCAAGAGUAUCUAUCAAGUUAACAGCACUGGAACCGCACGGACCCUGAUUCAACAUUAUACAGAUGCUAAUGAUAUAUUAUAUGGUUUUUGUAAAACAUGUGCUAUUGACGAGUACCGCAACAGAAUAGUUGUCGGCUUUGUCUUUUCCCGUUAUGUGCGUGUGUAUGAUUACACUCUACCAACAAAUGAUACAUAAUCAACGAGAUAUCGGCGGAUGAGGUGACGUGUAAGUGACGAAAACACUCGUCCGUUCUCAAGUAAACAGCUCAAAUCUCUUUUUUGUAUUAGUUGAUAUGCAGAUGACACUCUUGAAGUUGCUGAGUGAUUUUAUAUAUUGAAAACAGUGUCGUAUAGAGGGCAGCAAUUUUGUUAUUCCAAUAAACGAUGUACAUUAAAUGCAUCCAUUCACAGUUCUCGUAUUCGUAAGUUUUCUUACUUGUACAUGAAUUGUAACGUAGUUUAACUAUUUGCUUUGUAUAAGUGUAAUACAUAUUAUUUAUUCAUUCUUGAUUACAUACUUAUCCGUAUGUUAUCCAUCUGGAUCAUCCAAUCUGCAUAGUUUAUGAUGACAAACACGUCAUAAUUCUUUCUAAAAGGCCUGUUAAGGUGAAAGUAGUCGACGACUGCCCAGCUUGCUUGCAUUUAAUGUCAAUAUUUACAUAUUGCAUAUUAUAUCUAGGUUAUGAUAAUGUCUGAUUUAACUUUGCGGGUAGAUCUGGUUUACUAUUUUAGAUUAUACCAUAGUAAUCGUUCUUAUACGCUUUAUAUACAUGCUGAUCUUACAAUGUCUGUAGGAUUUCAAUUGUGUAAUAAACAUAUGAAUGC
This is a messenger RNA of Dreissena polymorpha, 2905 nucleotides long. RefSeq lists its product as uncharacterized. Lineage: Eukaryota; Metazoa; Mollusca; Bivalvia; Myida; Dreissenidae. The record is from RefSeq and is a predicted model, not a curated record. The coding region runs from base 1236 to 2276 and encodes 346 amino acids. The transcript has 2 exons.